This is a messenger RNA of Erpetoichthys calabaricus (reedfish), 5490 nucleotides long. RefSeq names its product NACHT and WD repeat domain containing 1 (gene nwd1). NCBI's taxonomy places the organism in Eukaryota, Metazoa, Chordata, Cladistia, Polypteriformes, Polypteridae. Gene Ontology annotation, molecular function: protein binding. The record is from RefSeq and is a predicted model, not a curated record.
CUCGAACUACAGUGCAGACUUACACAGGGCAGCGACUGGUGGCCCAGUGAAGAGUGCUAAGAACAGGUACUUCUGGCUCUUUAAGGGGAGGCUGGUGUCAGCGCUUCUUGUACCAUAGUAAUCUCAUUUUACAAGAUGGAUGAUGCAUCAGCAGGAGACAGACGGUUUGAUGACCUCCUCAAGGGCAGGGUGACGGAUGUUAUGUCAGAAAAGUCCAACAUCGUGAGGGUGUUCAUCAGCUCCACUUUCACAGAUAUGUGCACGGAGAGGGAUACCCUACUGGACAAGGCCUACCCUGAGCUUCAAGCCUUCUGUCAUUCCCUGGGACUCGUCUUUGAGGUCGUAGACAUGAGAUGGGGAGUACGUGAUGCUAUCAUCGUGGACCACAAAACCACAGAGCUGUGCCUAAGGGAGAUCAAAUCCUGCCAGAAGCUAUCUGUGGGGCCCACCUUCACGGCUCUCAUUGGAAAUCGCUAUGGAUAUCGGCCAAUUCCCCGGGUUAUUGAAGAGAAGGAAUUUGAGAUGCUAUUGGGAAAGUUGCAUAGUGAUGCUGAUUCCAUAAAGAUCCUCACCAAAUGGUUUUGGAAAGAUGAGAACUCUGACCCUUCAGUUUAUGUCCUGCAGCCAAUCACCACCCUUUUUACACACUAUAAUGACAUUAGACCUGAGAUCAAGGAGCAGCAUGAUAAGGAUGUGGCAACUUGGAGAAGGACAGAAGCAGAGCUGUCACAGGCCCUGCGGACCGCUGCUGCCCAGGCAGAAACUGAUGGGGAUUUCACUGCUGAGCAAAAGCACAAGUAUUUCAAAUCAGUCACCGAGUGGGAAAUUGAAAAUGGCCUGAUGACAGUGAAGAACAGUGAAGUUUAUGCUAUCCUUUUCUUGAGAGAGCUGAGCAACCAAAGUGAUUUGGAGGGCCACUGCCCCUUUCCACAGUUUGUAGAUGUUAAAGAUGGUGGUUACUUGGACACUGAAGCCCAGGAGCUGCUCUCUAGUCUGAAGACGAAGAUCACAAGUUGUUUUGCCGACAAGCUCAAUGUGCACUCCGUGCAGCUCAACAAAGGCUCUAUAAACCCACAAAACAAGAUACAUGCCAGGUACCUGGAACUUCUCUGCAACCAGUUUAUUUCUGAUAUGAAGCAGCAGAUUCUGCAGCGUAUUAAACAGAACACUGUUGAUGAACAAUGGGAAAAGCUGAUACAGGAAGUGGUGCACCACAUGUCCCUAAGUGCUAACAAAUGUGCUGUAUUUUGUGGCCGAGUAAAACUCCUAGGAAACAUUUGCUCAAGAGUGAAAGAGAACAAUGCUUCCAUCCAUCCACCUAUUAUUGUCCAUGGGCCUUCUGGAAUUGGAAAGACAGCUACAAUGUGUAAACUUUCUCAAGAGGUGCAUGCUGUGCUGGGUGAGGACACAGUGACUGUCCUACGGUUGUUGGGUACAUCACCUGGCAGCUCAGAGGUUCACUCAUUACUGAAAAGCAUUUGCUUCCAAAUUUGUAGAGUGUUUGAACUCCAGUUACCUGCACCAUACACCACAAACAACUAUGAGGAACUGGUUCGCUUCUUCAAUAACAGCCUGGUUGCAAUCUCUCAAAAGAAUGGCAGCCCCCUGGUCCUUAUCCUGGAUUCUCUUGACCAGCUUUCACCUUCCAAUGGUGCCCAUCGGUUGCACUGGCUUCCGAAGGAGUGCCCCCCCAAAGUCCAUAUUCUGGUUUCCACCCUUGAAAAUCCUAUUCUUACCACCCUGCAUGACACCAUCCUUGACUCCACCAGCUUCUUCCAGGUAGAUCAGAUGCCCCACAAUCAAGGGAAAGAAGUUGUGGGGGCCUACAUGGCAGCUGCGGGCCGGCGUCUGACUGCAGCGCAGAAGGACCUCAUCCUAGAAGGCUUUGAUAAAUGCGGCCAGCCCCUCCAGCUCAAACUGAUUCUAGACGCUGCAAAGCAGUGGGCAUCCUACACCCCCAUGUCUGAAUUGAAAGUGCCAACAUCAACUCAAGAGGCUGUGCUUCAGCUAUUAGAGCGGCUGGAGGAACAACAUGGCAGGCUUCUGGUAGCUCAUGCUCUGGGCUCGAUUGUCAUUUCAAGGAAUGGGCUGACUGAAAUUGAGUUGCGGGACAUCCUUUCCUUAGAUGAUGAUGUUCUGGGUGACAUCUAUCAGUACUGGCUCCCUCCAAACAAAGAAAUCAUACGUCUGCCCCCACUGCUAUGGACCAGACUUCGCUAUGACAUGGGGGAGUAUCUGGUGGAAAGGCAAGCAGAUGGGAUGAAGGUUCUUGGGCUUUACCACCGGCAGUUCACAGAAACAGUGGAGAAAAGAUAUCUCUCCAAGGAGCAGAGGACCCUGCUGCACCACAUCCUGGCUGAUUUCUUCCAAGGAAAAUGGAGUAGAGGAGAGAAAAAGGCCAUCUCCCUUCCUUCACUCAAGAUAAAUCUGAAACCUGACAGAAAGGUGGCAGCACAGCCUCUGUGGUUCUCAGAGAAUGUCCCCAAUCUAAGGAAACUUCGUGAGAUGCCAUAUCAUCUGCUUAAUGCUGGCCGUAUCGAGGAGCUGAAACGUGAUGUGAUUGGCAAUAUGGACUGGUUAGUCUGUAAAACAGAUACCUGUGGGAUAAGGAGCGUCAUUGAAGACUUGUCCAUGUGCUAUGAACAGGUCAACUGCCCAGAGGUGCGGCUCAUCAGAGACACCUUCUUAAUUUUCAAGCCAACCAUUGAUUUUAUUGAAGGAAAAAUGGACACCACUGUUCUCUAUGUGGAGAUAUUUUCCAGACUUCACUACUUUGAGAAGAAAUAUCCAUCUCUAAUUGGGAGACUCUGUUCGCAGUGUCGUGACUGGCUUCAGAAGUGUCCCAACCCUGCAAUGACUCCUCUCUGCGGAUUCUUUCAGCCUCCUGGUGGACCACUGAAAACCACUGUAACAGGUUUUAAAAAAGGGAUCACUGCAGUGGAGGCUUGCUGUGAGUCCAGUCUCAUGAUUGUGGGAUCAGAAGAUGGGCAGAUGAUUGUAUGGAACCUCGAAGACGUGGAAGUGAUUCACACACUGACUGGCCACAAGGGACAAGUGGAGUGUGCAAAACUGUUCCACAAAGGAUCUCAAGCCGUGUCAGCAGCUCGGGACAACACCUUGCGCCUCUGGAAUCUGUUGACAGGAAAACAGGUGUAUGCUAUAGAAGUAGACCAUGGAAGUGAUGGAGGCCACUCAGGUCUCCACGUGAAUGAGCAGAGCAAUGUUGUCUACUGGUGUGCAGGCUUCCAGGUUAAUGCUUGGAACCUGGACACCAAGGCCCUGCUCUUCAACAUCAGCACAGAUGGCACGAAGUUCACUGUCAUCCCCGGCUCCCAGCCAAUUGUUUCUCUGUCUGAUUCUGGCCUUGUGACUGUCUGGGACAGCAGCACUGGGCAAACUGCCAACACCUUUUCACUAAACAGAUCUCGUCCAGCCUGCUUGCUACCUUUGAAACACGGCCAAGUGAUUGCAGGAUUUGUUGAUGGAUCGAUCAUUCUGAUUUCUACCAAUGGCCGUUAUGUGGUAGAAAAUGUUGAGUCUGCAGUGUCACUUCUUGCACUUUCUGAGGAUGAGACCAUCAUAUGUGCAGGUUAUGGGAAUUUCAUCGCUGCAUUACAGGUUAAGCCAAAUGCCAUGGUACAAAUGCAUGCUGACCAUCUGGAGCAUGAUGAGGAGGUGCAAUCUGCUGUUGUGAGCGUUACCCAGGAGGUUAUAGUUAGUGGUUCCAAAGAUGAGACCAUACGGGUAUGGAGUCUGUACAAUGGACUCUUACUAGAUUCCUUCCGUGGGAUGGGUGCCCCCGUGAGCACACUGGCACUCUUUCGUGAUGUUGUUGUCUCUGCUUCCCGAAGCACCUACUACCUGAAGUUCUGGCAUCUAGGCUACGAUAAGAGCCACAGGACAAAACCCCCAGUGCCUCAGCACAGCUCCAUGACAACACUCCUUCACUCUGGAGACCUGGUAUACUUCCCACAGGCUUCAGAUAAGAAGAAGAUUGUCAUCUGGAAUGAUGAAGAAGGUGUGACCAAAGACACUAUUGAUACUUCAGCCGAAGUCUGCUGUCUGGACAUUGCACAGAACAAGAGGCUCUUAUUUUGUGGGCUGGUAUCUGGCACAGUGCUCGUUUUCCCUCUGAAUUCCCCCUCAGACACCAUGUGCCUCCCGCCCCCUUCUUCUCCUCAAAAAGUCCGCUGCUUUGGAGUGAGCCCGAAUGAGGAAUGGCUGGCAGUGGCCUAUGAGGACACAAUCUUACUAUAUAAUAUCUACCCUGGCAUGGAGCACUGCAUGGUCGAGGGGCCUGAUCACACCUUCCUACUCCCUCAAAAAGCAAUCAUUACUAGCAUAGCUGUACUUUCUAACUACCGCAUGGUCUACGGAACGGAGGCUGGAGAAGUGACUCUGCACCUCCUGAACGAGUCUACCUCUGUGCCUCUGAAGUCACACAGCAGCAGCAUCACCUGCAUAGCGGUCAGCCAUGGUGAAACGCACGCUCUGAUUGGCUCGCAAGAUUCGGUGCAGCGCCUGUGGGACUUGAACCUUAGCCUUCUAGACCAUGAAAUAGACUAUAAGAGUUUCUUUUUUCAGGGGAUCCUCUGUGCUGCAUUUUCCCAGGAUGAUCAGUUUGUGUUUACAGGAUCCCAUGAUAGGACAAUCAAAGUCUGGCAUGUAGACAAUGGUACUCUGCUGGCUGUUCAGUACGUCUAUGCCUCUGUCAUAAGAAUCAUUCCUACCUCCGAAGGCUUCACUGCCCUCACUUAUCUGGGCUAUGUGAUUAAGGAGAAAUUCUCCUGUCCCCGAAGGGUCCCACUGCAGUACAACCCACUGCAGAAUUUCAGGGCAUCAUACACCUUGAACUCCCGUAAACCUCCCCCUGUGUAUCCAUCACCGUCUCCUGAUCCACAGAAGAAGGUGGCCCAGCGGGAUGGUGUGAGAGCAUCUCAGAUGUGCUAUCUUCUCUAAUCAAUGAAACGAGAAAGUGGAAGGUACUGGAUUUUUGAAAAGCAAUUGGCUAGCCUUCUGGAUGACCCAACAACGAAAUACAUUCCUGCGUGCUUUAGAAGUGAAAUGAGUUGUUAAGUACAUGGGUCUCAAGAAACUAACCCGUGAAAGAAUAUAUGCUUUAAAUAGCACCUUGCACAAAAUACUAUAUACCUUACAGUUAUCCAGUAUUUAACAAAGUGCCAAAUUUAAUUCACUCAUGUUUCUUCCAUUUCUGAAAUGUACAAUAAAAUUAAGUCAUUUGUAGUUGUAUUUCAAGAGUGAAUUUAUGUGUGUCAAGCAGAAAGCUGCAUAUUGAAAUUGUUUAUUGAUCAAAGCAGAGUGGGCAUUGAUGGUCUGUUUGUUUGUGGUUUCUUAAAACAAAUAAGUGUAGCAUUAACUUUUAUAUUCCUUUUCCUCUUAAGACAGGGGUACUCAAUCAUGGUCCUGGAGGGCCACAGUGGCUGCAGGUUUUCGCUUCAACCCAAUUGCUUAAUAAGAAGCACUUAUUGC